This is a messenger RNA of Hyaloscypha bicolor E, 1461 nucleotides long. RefSeq lists its product as uncharacterized. The annotation marks the transcript as partial. The record is from RefSeq and is a predicted model, not a curated record. NCBI's taxonomy places the organism in Eukaryota, Fungi, Ascomycota, Leotiomycetes, Helotiales, Hyaloscyphaceae. The transcript has a single exon.
UUAUUGCGGGGCAGAUUGCCAAAGGAACGACUGGCGUUCGCAUAAGUUGCUCUGCAAGGAUUUCGCUUCGUUUGUUACGGCGUCACCUCGCCCUUGCCCAACCGCGAUGCUUGCUCUGUACUUCCCUAUCCUGCCUUAUGGCCAGAAGGGUCUCGCUGCUCCUAAGAUUGUUUGGAUCGACCCUGAGCACGAGAUGCACAUCGUUGAGCGUAAGCCUGAUGACACACUCGAGUACAUCGACCCUCUCAAGCACGACCCAAUCGAAGCCGAGUGUACCCAGCCACGAAACAUGUCAACUCCGGUGAACGCGAGAGGAUCCGAUAUUAACAGGAACUACUUCAAGAAGUUCAAUCUGAUGUAUCCGGUUGUCCUUCACAUGCGAGACGCAUUCAAUUUCGACGGUUCUCGUCCGAACAUUACACUCGUUGAGGUCACAAACAAGCAACUACGCAUGGGAUGGAAGGGUCCUCUGGUUGUGUACUCAAAGGAUGCCUUCCACUCCUCUACUUGCCAGGACAUCACUCUGUCGGACUUCCGCACCUUUCUUGACUUUUGCAAGAAAUACGAAGCUUCAGAUGGAGGUCUCAGUGACUCUUUGAAAGCGAACAACUACCUUGAGCUCGAGUUGACAAAUCCAGGUCUCUUUAAAUGUCUCUUGCUCCAUAACUCCGCCAAUCAGACCUUUAGAGGUGUGGAGAUUACUUGCGAAGGCGACAGACACUUCCUGGCAACCGAACAAUUUCUCUCCGUAGAUGUUCCGAUCGUCCAUCCAAUCUUCGACGACGUCAAUAAUGACAAUGGCUACAUUGCUGGAUUUGGGGCCACCGAGGUCUCAAAGAUGAUACGACGUCCCUUGCUCGUUCGACGCAUCUUCCCUGACAAGCAGUGGAACAAUAGCAACUUCAUUUUCUUCUUCCGGCCUCAAAACUGGUACAGCAACUCUGUAGCCGAGUACCUCAACCUCAAUACCGAUAUCACCAGUACGGAAUGGGGCUGCCGCGACCCUGGUUAUAGCCGUGGCCAAAUCUACUCUCGAGUUCUGGUUGUUCGUGAAGAUAAGUUGGCGAUCACGGCGCACCAGGUUGAGGCGGUCGCUGCGUUCUUCAAGCAUGUAUUUGAGACGUUGGAUAGACAGAAGUUGGUUCAACUCGGAGGAUUGAGCGGACCGCCUUUGUAUGCCGCGAGAGACAAUCUUAUGGCUGCGAAUGUGUCGAGGGCUAGGUUUGUGCAGUUCUUCACAAACUUCAGGAAUCAGAAGGUUGGAGGCGGCGAUGCUACGUGGGCAAAUGAGGUUGUACCAUAGGGUUUGGCUGCAAGGGAACUAGCUUCUUUGGGUCUGGAGGAGGACAGCUGAACUGCAUAGGUGUAGGGCACGCAGUGGGGGUUUAUUUCGAUCUUGGGGGCUUUGAUAAUGCUCUAGUCUUACUGGGACAUUUAGGAUAGUGGCAAAAAGAUGCUGAC